Molecule: messenger RNA, 498 nt
Organism: Diaporthe citri
Lineage: Eukaryota; Fungi; Ascomycota; Sordariomycetes; Diaporthales; Diaporthaceae
Exons: 3
Coding region: 1-498 (165 amino acids)
Biological process (GO): secondary metabolic process
Molecular function (GO): CoA-ligase activity
Source: RefSeq, a predicted model, not a curated record
AUGAAGCACCGCAGACCCUGGCGUGGAAUCGCUCUCUUGGUUCUUAGUCCACUUUACGAGGGGACCACCAUCUAUGUCAUGAAACAGUUCAGUCUCGAAGCGUUCUGCGACACUAUACAGCGAGAGAAGAUCACUUAUGCCUACAUCGUUCCGCCGGUUGGCGUCGCACCUGCAAAGAACCCCAUGGUCAGCAAAUACGACCUAAGUUCCCUGCGAAUGUUGCACUCAUCUGCAGCGCCGAUGGAGAAUGAGCUAAUUGAAGCAAUACACGAGCGCCUCAAGGUGCCUGUCAAGCAAGGCUACGGACUCAGCGAAGCGUCACCACUGGUUGCACCGGCAGAGCUCGAGGGCCUGCUGCUCGCGCACCCAGCCGUCGCUGACGUGGCCGUGGUAGGAGUAUACAGCGAGCAGCGGGCGACUGAGCUACCAAAAGCAGUCAUCGUUCUGGCUGAUAGCUAUAAAGGGGAUGGGGAGAUGGAGAAGGAUCUGAAACAUUGA